Rhodamnia argentea is the source of this 2116-nucleotide messenger RNA. RefSeq names its product mannan endo-1,4-beta-mannosidase 2-like. Gene Ontology annotation, molecular function: hydrolase activity, hydrolyzing O-glycosyl compounds. The transcript is spliced from 5 exons. Bases 390 to 1688 code for a protein of 432 amino acids. The record is from RefSeq and is a predicted model, not a curated record. NCBI's taxonomy places the organism in Eukaryota, Viridiplantae, Streptophyta, Magnoliopsida, Myrtales, Myrtaceae.
GGAAAUGUGAGAAGCGUGAGUCUCGACUACACGUUACUGAAUUCUGGCUUCUCAUCAUUUCAGACUCGUCGGCAUUCUCAGGAAGUCCUCAACUUUGGCAGUUAUAAGCGCCUAUCUGUGGGUGUGACCUGAUUUUAAGCCUCGUCGCGGCGUUUUCUACCAUCCAAGCGUCGCUUUUGUGAGGAAUUCAGUGCCGAUAAGGAUCUUGGUCUCCUAAAAUUAGCUUCUUGUCCACGUAUCAUCACAUUUUCAAUCUUGGCAGGUGGAAAUUUCAUUUGGCUGUUCAUGAUUCGGACUCUUUCUUAACGUAGAGCCAAGAGGGUAUCUCGAAACCGUUUCAAUUUGUGAAGUUCUGCAUCAAUCAACGUCUUCUUGAAGCUGCCAACACUAUGACAUCGAGAACGGUUGCGAGGAGUGGGCUAUUCUACCCAUUUGUGGGGUUUGCAUCCUGUGCGGCAUUCCUUUACCUGUCGUUUGGUGACUUCAGGCUCAAUUUCUAUGUGGGGAAGAAGAUGGACUUCGUGGCAAGAAAUGGGACACAGUUCGUGGUGGAUGGCAAGGUUUUCUACGUAAAUGGGUGGAAUUCUUACUGGUUGAUGGACCAGGCGGUGGACGAAUACAGCAGGCCUAGGGUUAGGACGAUGCUGCGAGCCGGAGCACGGAUGGGUCUCACGGUUUGCAGGACUUGGGCUUUCAAUGAUAACACUUACCAUGCUCUCCAGAUUGCCCCUGGUCAGUUUGAUGAGAGAGUGUUUCAGGCUCUGGAUCAUGUAAUCGCAGAGGCUAAUCAACAUGGAAUCAGGUUGCUUCUCAGUUUAGUUAAUAACUUAGAAGCAUUUGGCGGAAAGACUCAAUAUGUCAAGUGGGCAUGGGAAGAAGGCAUUGGAUCGAGCUCAUCCAACGAUUCCUUCUUCUAUGAUCCUUCCAUUCGCCAGUACUACAAAAAUUUUGUCAAGACUGUGUUAACCAGGAAAAAUACCAUUUCCGGCAUCGAAUAUAGAGAUGAUCCAACCAUAUUUGGAUGGGAGUUGAUGAACGAACCCCGUUGUAUGACAGAUCCUGCGGGGGACACCCUUCAGGACUGGUUAGCUGAAAUGUCAGUAUAUGUAAGAUCAAUUGACAAGAAGCAUCUACUAACUGUGGGCCUUGAAGGAUUUUAUGGUCCUAAAAGCCCCAAAAGUUUAACUGUGAACCCGGCAGACUGGGCAGCCCUUUAUGGGUCAGAUUUUGUUCGCAAUUCCAAUCUCCCAAAUAUUGAUUUCGCUUCGGCUCAUAUCUACCCUGACCACUGGUUUCAUGAGCUACAAUUUGAGGAGUCAAUAAAGUUCGUCUCAAAGUGGGUUCGUUCCCACAUAGAGGAUGGUGACAGGGAACUGAAAAGGCCGGUGAUGUUCACCGAAUUUGGAUACUCGAAACAGAACCCGAACUUCCAUUCAUCUCAGCGGAAUCAGUUUUUCAAGACCAUCUUCGACGAAAUCUAUGAGUCUGCCAGGAAGAAUGGGGCAGGGGCAGGUUCUUUUGUGUGGCAGUUCUUGGUUGGAGGGAUGGAAGAAUACAACGAUGAUUUCGGGAUUGUUCCAUGGCAAAGAUCAUCUACAUAUGAACUGAUAACGGAACAUUCAUGCAGAUUGGCUGCUCUUCGCGGAUGGAAUCAACUGAAGGGAAGCUUGAGAGAACUGUGCUUGUAGGAUAAAUGAAGGGAUACUAUAAUAGCAUAGCAAAAUUCAUCUAGUGGGAAUGACAUGGCUUUGGGUCAUUAUAGAAUGUGAAGCCGAUGCAUCGCUCCAUGCUCUCCUCGUUUGCUAUGGGGGUUCACAGUAAGUAAACCAUACGAAUAUAUACAGCACAAUGAGCUACAGGAUGUGGUAGAGAAACUGUAGGUAUGUUGAUAUCAUCAACAAAAUCUGGUAUAAAGAGACUCCUUUCCUGUAUAUCCGAAGAUAUCAUCAAUCUGACCGAGUGUAAAAGAGGCAAAUUUCCCAUAUUCAUUCUUCGUUCCGUUCAGUUGGCAUACUUGUCAUUCUGGGGCUCGGGACAAGUUUGAAUUCGUUUAGUUUGUAAGAAGGUAAAAAUAAUAGCAGGCUUGAACUUGAAAGCCUUUCUUAUUGUUCUGAAA